UUUAGUAGUUAAGGCCUGAAAGUGUUUAAGCAUUUAGUUGUCCAAAAUGAUGAAUGCUUUCAUAACCUGCCUUGCUGCUUGUCUGUUGCGUGAGGUGUGCAGUACACCGACAUCUGUCUUGGUGCUAUCAUAUGCCUUCAUGUAGUGAUGUCGUUUGGCCCAUAAUCACAGAAAAAGACUGCAAUGGCACUCAACAGUCUCCAAUAGACAUUGUAACCGCCAAUGUGCAGGCUAAUACUAAUCUGACCGCUUUUACCUUCACUGGCUACAGUGACGGUGUAAACUUUGAGAUUAAAAACACUGGCAGGACAAUUAAAGUUACAUUUGAUGACCAGAAAAUGCAUGUGGAAGGAGGUGAUCUGCCAGGCUUGUUUGCCAGCACGCAGUUUCAUCUUCACUGGGGUAAUGGCAGCGCCGCACCUGGAUCUGAACAUAGUGCGAAUGGCAAACGAUACCCCAUGGAGUUGCAUAUCGUGAAUCAGGCUAAACAUAAUGGCAGUGCUUCAGUAUUUGCAGUUCUUGGGAUCUUCAUUGAGGCCUCUAAUGACACUGGGAAACCAGAGAGCUGGAAGACCUUAACGUCUUAUCUAGCAAAAAUUGCGAAUGCAGGUGAUAAAACGCACGUUUCUGACAAGCUCACCAUGGAUGAUCUGCUUCCUGGAGUGGACAGGACUAAGUAUUACCGUUAUCUUGGCUCUUUGACUAUACCAAAUUGCAAUGGUGUGAUUUGGACCAUCUUUAAAGACCCCAUUAAAGUCAGCCAAAAUUUGAUUGACCUCUUCACUACGACUGUCUUCACCACGACCACAAACUCUCCCCUAAUGACCAACACAUUCAGGGGUGUUCAGCCCAUCAAUGGCAGGAUUGUGAUGUCACAGAGAGAAGAGCAACUCUUCCAUAAACUUCUGAUGCUGACCCAGAGGAUGUAGUGAUAGCACCAGAGAUCCACUGCCCUCAUCAGACAAGAAUCUUAUUGUGUUCAGACACAUCACCUUUGAAUGACUGGGAUCUUGAUCUUCAGACACCUGAUAUUAUGCAAAUAUUUUUACUACUUUGGAGCUCUAGAUAAAACAAACACUGUUCACAAGUACACAAGAGGUUGCACUUUAUUCUUAUUAGUCUAUGCUGAUCUUGAAUUGGCAUACCAACAGCAUGUGAUUGUUAAGGGGAUAGUUCAAAAAUAAAAAUUAAAUAUAUUUUUAAUUUUACUCACCCUCAUGCUGUCUCAAAUCAUUUACUGUACUUUCUUUCUACUGGACAGGUAAACACAAGUUAAGAUUUUUAGGCAAAUAAUUAAUCUCUGUGAGUCCUAAAGAUGCUUUAAAAACCACACACAGCGACCGUGACCGUAAUCCAUCUGACCUUAGUUUUUAAAUCAGUAUCUUUUGAAAUGAAACAACAGAUAAGAAAAACACUAAUAAUAUAAACUUUUGACUAUUAAUAAUCGCUUCCACUCAACUGUCAAAUGUGCAUGGGUUACAGUUCACUUGUGUUAUGUGAAUUCUCAGAGAUGGAUUAUUUUCUUAAAAAUCUUUGUGUCAAGAAAGAAAGUUAUAUACAUCUGGAAUAGCAUGAAGGUGAGUAAAUGAAAUAAUUUUCUUUUUUUGGCGUGGACUAUCCCUUUAAAGACUGAUAUUGCACUCCAGUACAUUACAUACUCAUUCACUGUUUUGUAACUUAUACUGUAACAGGAACUGUUGAAAGGAUCAUUGCAGUGUUUAAAACAUAUGAAUUUUAAACAUUCUGUAUGUUAUGUUCUUGUGCAUUUUGUGUGGUAAUGUAAAUUAUAAUAAUACUGUGCAUUAUGUAUAUAUGCAGUUAGUGUUUUGUGGAUUCUGGUCUUUCCUGUCACAACAUAAUUGCAUCCAAGACUUUCACUUUGAUACUUGUGUAUAUGCUAUAGUGACAAUGAAGAAUGUCAAUUUAUUUGAAUUAAUUCAUAUUUUCAUUUACAUUCAUUCAACUGGUUUAUAAAAGUCACACUUGAAAGAGUUGAUGAUUGUUAAAAAUGUAUUUCCAAUUUUAAAUGUUAGAUGAUGUUAACUAAAUAAAAUAACUAAACAAAAUGAUCAGCAUGAUAAAAACAAUA
Molecule: messenger RNA, 2089 nt
Organism: Onychostoma macrolepis
Lineage: Eukaryota; Metazoa; Chordata; Actinopteri; Cypriniformes; Cyprinidae
Gene: ca15b
Product: carbonic anhydrase XVb
Exons: 10
Coding region: 132-929 (265 amino acids)
Cellular component (GO): plasma membrane
Molecular function (GO): zinc ion binding; carbonate dehydratase activity
Source: RefSeq, a predicted model, not a curated record